UUACACCUGCCUUCAGUUGUAAACCCGGAAAUCAAUGAUUGCCGAAUACUGUUGUGUUUUUUAUACGAUCUAUGUCUAAAGUUCAGAAAUAAUAUAGCUAAUCCCAAGAGUCAAGGCUAUACGUCGUUAGGAACUGUGGACAGACAAUGAAGAUGACUGCUAAGACCCUUCGUAUUUCAGCGCAGGCGAUACUGCUCUUCGGGAAUCAUAAUGCAAAACAAGUCGCCCAUUAUGGGCGCCCGACACUGGGAAAAAGUCCCCCUGCCAGGCAUUACUAUACUGCUCAGGACAGCUCGGUUUCGGUUCGGACGGUGGACCUUCGGAGCGACACUGUCACCAAGCCCGGGCCAGCAAUGCGCCAAGCCAUGGCCAUAGCUGAAGUUGGCGACGAUGUUUUCGGAGAGGACCCCACUGUUAAAGACCUUCAGCAACGGGCAGCGGAUAUAUGUGGCAUGGAAGCGGCCCUUUUCGUGCCGUCGGGAACCAUGAGCAAUCUCAUUGCCGUGAUGGUGCACUGCAGAGAGAGAGGAGACGAGAUGAUCGUGGGGGAUCUUUCUCACCUGCAUGUGUAUGAGCAGGGAGGCAGUGCACAGCUGGCUGGCGUUCACUCCACCAUGGUUACCAACCUACCCGACGGGACCUUCGACCUGGGCCAGCUGGAAUCCAAAAUUCGCCACGGAUAUCCCGAUCCCCACUACCCCCGCUCGCGCCUGGUCUGCGUGGAGAAUACCCACAACAUCAUGGGGGGCCGGGUGCUGCCCCUCUCUUUCCUCCAGGAGCUGCGGUCUGUAGCGGAGCGCUACGGCCUGGCGGUGCACAUGGACGGGGCGAGGGUGAUGAACGCUGCGAGGGCCCAGGGCGUCUCUCCGUCUGUCAUCACGCAGCACUGCCACACUGUCAGUGUCUGUCUGUCCAAGGGGCUGGGGGCACCUGUGGGCACCAUGCUGGCCGGGCCGAAGGACUUCAUUCAGAGGGCAGUGUGUGCCCGUAAAGCUCUGGGUGGCGGACUGCGGCAGGCGGGUAUCCUGGCAGCAGCUGGCACCAUAGCACUGACUGCCAUGGUGGACAGACUAGAGGAGGACCACAGACAUGCCAAGAUCUUUGCCCAAGCCCUGCUAGAGUGUGACCCCCCCCUCUACCAGGUGGACAUGGCUGCCGUGGAGACCAACAUUGUGCGCUUUUACUUGCGCGACCCCCUGCUGACCCCUGGCGAGUUCUGCGAGCGUUUGGCAGCCGUGGCGGAGGGCGAGGCCCGAGCGUUGGGUCAGGGCACGCGCGUGCUCAUGUUUCCCCACGUCGGGGGCUCCGUCCGGGCCUGCUGGCACCUGGGGGUCACGGAGGAAGACACCCAGUCGGCCGUCUCGAAACUGCGCUUCGUAGCCCAGCAGUACGCGAAGGAGCGCCACAGGGCCCGCUGAAGCCUGGGACUCGCCGGGAAACUUUCCCCCAGAAACGGAGCCUUGGUUCCGGGUUCGGGUCCUUGAGAGUGAGGAUGGUCUGUGGAAGUGACGAUCUGACGUCUGUGGUCUAGGGAACGGGGAACUGCAAUCUGUAUGCUUCAGCUGAAUGUUUGUUCAUUUGUAUUCUCUGCAAAGUGCUCUGUCUUUAAGUGCUUUCAAGCCUCUUGUCCAGAGCACCGGUGCAAGCCUGGGACUCGCCGGGAAACUUUCCCCCAGAAACGGAGCCUUGGUUCCGGGUUCGGGUCCUUGAGAGUGAGGAUGGUCUGUGGAAGUGACGAUUUCUCGUUCGUGAAAUCUGUGGGUGAUCUCGAAUCCUUGGGUAAACGGUCAGGGGUUGCAGAACUGGCAAAUUCCUGCGGGGUGAUUGUGAAUGAUUAUAAAAUCAUGAAACCGAACUUCAUUGAACAUUAGAAAUUCAAAAAUGUGUUUUGAAUUCUGGUGUGGAGAAAAAAUAGCAUCGCACUUCACAGUGCAGUACAAUCCAGGGGUUUAUUUAAUAAUUAAAACAUGGAAUCUGGGAUGACUUAUUCAUUGCAAGUGGUCCACAUUUCAUUCUUUAAAAAUAAUUGUCUAAUUAUGGUAGGUAAUUAAAUGAUACUUUUCCCUGGGGUAUUUGGAUUGCUGUUGUUGUGAUAUCCCAGUGGCAAAUCACAGCUUUAACUAAGGAUGGCAGCAUCAUUGCUGUCAACCGAUGUUUUACUGUUGCAAGAAAAAGUUUGUGAACCCUUUGGAAUUACCUGGAUUUCUGCAUUAAUUACUCAAUAAAUGCGGUCUGAUCUUCA
This is a messenger RNA of Anguilla rostrata (American eel), 2242 nucleotides long. It is a transcript of the gene tha1, whose product is annotated as threonine aldolase 1. Gene Ontology annotation, molecular function: L-allo-threonine aldolase activity. The record is from RefSeq and is a predicted model, not a curated record. The transcript has 7 exons. Gene Ontology annotation, cellular component: cytosol. The coding region runs from base 147 to 1418 and encodes 423 amino acids. NCBI's taxonomy places the organism in Eukaryota, Metazoa, Chordata, Actinopteri, Anguilliformes, Anguillidae. Gene Ontology annotation, biological process: glycine biosynthetic process; L-threonine catabolic process.